AUGCAUUUCCUCACUCACACUGCCAUCUCCAUCGCUCUGGCUAGCACUGCGGUGUUUGCUACGUCCUGCAAAACAUACACACCCUCCGACAAGGAGUAUACCCAACCAUCUGACCGCACUUUCGUCGUCAGCAAAGGCAUAGUCUGUGAAUCCACAACCGGCUACUGCAAAGUCCCCUUCGGCGGCUAUGUCACCGACGGCCGUACCCUGAACGUCACAAUUUCCUCUCCAGGACCCAUCUACGACACUAUCAGUUCCGUCGUAGGUUUCAAGUUCAACGACACGACUACCGAAUGGGUAGGUGGUGCCCACGAUUUACAAGGCAUUCAAAACGGCACUGCCGCAUAUGUUGGCCUCACCCUUAAUCAUCACUGCACAACUGGCACAUUAUCCGAUUGCGACGACUCUGCAAUCAACAACAUUGCUGUGGAAGCUUGCACGCCUUACAGUAUCAAUGGUGGUGGUGGGUUUUCUGGAACUUUUGCGCCUGUUGUGUCCGAUGCCAGUACUGUGGAUGCUUUGAAGUGUAAUCCGGCAAACACUACUCAGGCGAAGAAUGGAAAUAACUCGGCUACUUGUGAGGAUGCUAGUUCACAGCUUCCUGUUGGAGAUGCGAGUCGACUUGGGGGUGUGUCGAUGUUGUUGCUUGUUGGAUCUUUGAUGGUUGCGACUCUUGGAUUCGAGUGGCUCUAG
Messenger RNA from Aureobasidium melanogenum CBS 110374, 693 nucleotides. RefSeq lists its product as uncharacterized. The coding region runs from base 1 to 693 and encodes 230 amino acids. The transcript has a single exon. NCBI's taxonomy places the organism in Eukaryota, Fungi, Ascomycota, Dothideomycetes, Dothideales, Saccotheciaceae. The record is from RefSeq and is a predicted model, not a curated record.